AUGUGGACAAAUCACUUAAUAGUGGCAAUUGUACUCGCGUCUAUUAUCAACGUCUGUCAUGCGAAGUGCCAGAGUCGCUCCAUUGACUGUUAUGAGUGCGACUCAUCGACGGAUCUCAGAUGUAAGGAUCCUUUCGACAAUACUACAUUAGAUAAAAACCGACCGCCUCUGAUAACCUGUGAUGGAUGCUGCGUGAAAAUGGUUCGCAACACGCGAUUACCACGUGAGAAGGACCUGUACGUCGCAGCUAUAAAUAAAUUUAUUCAUGGUAGAUCAUGUGUGCAUGAAAGAGAGCACCGGCAUUGGUCACAUGUGCUUCUGUGAAAGUCAUAAAUGUAAUCAAGUACCGUCUUUGCGCUCAAAUUCCGUACUCCUGCUGAUUCUAUCAAUUAUCUUGUUCUACAUUCGGUUUUUUUGGAGGUUUGCUUUGUAGAAUACAAUGAUACGUCAUAUAACACUAAUUAUUUUGAUCCGCCCAUUGCAGUGGCUUCCAAUCAUAUCCUAUAGAGAUUCUAAUGAGUUGACAACAUAAUCACUGGUUGAAAUAAACAAUUGGCUUUGAUUUUGAAGGCUAGAUUUGAGAAAUAAAAAAAAAUAGCCGAGAGAAAGUAAAAAGCAAUAGAUGAUCGACGUGUCGUUAUAGUUUUCAUUGAUUUUGUACUUUUUUUAAACGCACGUCGUCGACUCACUCAAUUGCGUUGAAAUAUAAAAUAUAUUUCUAUAUUAUGUGCUUGUCUAAAAACACAACAUUGUUAUAAAGAAUGGUUCACGUACUUGCAUAUUAAGCUCAUAUUUUGGUAGUUACUUCCGUUACUCAUCAGCGGCACUACUCUCUCUAUCUUCUGCAGAGUUAGUAGCGCUCUGUAAAACACUGACACUUCAUAGUGUAUUGUGUAUUUUCUGCUAAGGUAGAGCAAUUUUAUUCGGAAAAGCAUUUGAGUAUUUCAAGAAUUUGUGAUAUACAAGAUCAAAAUAGAAUCAGAGUUUUGUAUAAUUAAUCUUGUUAUAGAAAUUCCUAGUUAUUUCACAUUAGCGAACAGGAACUGGUAUGAAUAUGAGCAAUAUGUAGGGUGAGUCAACGAAUAGUCUCGAUUUGCAAUAGAGUUAUGUUGAGGGCACUCUUUCCGGCGAAAACAUGGCUGUAAGCGAGGUUAGACGUUGUAAGCAAGAGGAUAGUAGCAACUCGUUUUUUUUUAGUCAGAUUCAGAAAAAGGAUCACGCUUGCGUUCACUAAAAAAAAAACUAGGCAUAAUCUACGAAUAAACGACUUAUUUAAUAAAUUAGGUUACAUAAAUAACUAUUUAAAUUACAUACAAAGCUUCCAAAAUAUUAUUCCGUCAAAGAGUGCGGAAGUCUGAGAUAAAUAAUCCUUUCCUUAUUAAUCCCGCUACGAGUAAACCAGUGGAUUUGAGCGAAAUUGAGACCAAAAUAGACUACAAGAAGGUGAUCAAACAGUCGUUCAAAGAGCCAUGAUUGGAAGCAAUGGUUAAAUUACAACGUUUCAGAUCUGAUGAAAAAGCUGAAAUAUUCUAAAGCUCUACAGAGCUUUCUGGUGACACCGGGCUUUACAGAAUUGAAGAUUAACAACAAACUAUCUUAAAAUGUCAUCUUAAUUGAGGCAAGGACUAUUUAGCUCAGACAGAACGAGUAAUGGUGAAUUUGACGAAUGUCUUACAGAAGGAGGUUUUGUUUGCGUUCUUGUUUACAACAGAUUAUAAAUUGGGCGAAUAAAAAUCAUCAACUGAA
This is a messenger RNA of Cataglyphis hispanica, 1746 nucleotides long. RefSeq names its product protein quiver-like. NCBI's taxonomy places the organism in Eukaryota, Metazoa, Arthropoda, Insecta, Hymenoptera, Formicidae. The record is from RefSeq and is a predicted model, not a curated record. Bases 1 to 324 code for a protein of 107 amino acids. The transcript has 4 exons.